Messenger RNA from Rhinolophus ferrumequinum (greater horseshoe bat), 1833 nucleotides. It is a transcript of the gene SERPINB7, whose product is annotated as serpin family B member 7. Gene Ontology annotation, biological process: negative regulation of endopeptidase activity. The transcript has 8 exons. Gene Ontology annotation, molecular function: serine-type endopeptidase inhibitor activity. The record is from RefSeq and is a predicted model, not a curated record. Lineage: Eukaryota; Metazoa; Chordata; Mammalia; Chiroptera; Rhinolophidae. The coding region runs from base 84 to 1226 and encodes 380 amino acids.
UAGGAGGAGGAGGCAAGAGGAACUGGAGUCCAGCAGUGAAGGCCUCCGAACUGCAGUGGGAGGAGGCUGCACUCCACUUCACGAUGGCCUCCCUUGCGGCAGCGAAUGCAGAAUUUUCCAUCAACUUGUUCCAAGAGAUGGAUAACAAUCAAGCAAGUGGAAAUGUGUUCUUUUCCUCUCUGAGCAUCUUCACUGCCCUGGCCAUGAUCCGUUUGGGCGCGCGAGGUGACUGUGCUUCUCAGAUUGAUAAGAUGCUUCAUUUCAAUGCUGCGUCAGGACAUGGAAAUGCCUCUAAUACUCAGCAAAGACUCCAAUCUCAGCUGACAAGAAUUCUCUCUGACAUAAACACAUUCCACAAGGAUUAUGAACUUAGCAUUGCCAAUGGGCUUUUUACAGAGACUGUGUUUGACAUUCACAAGAACUUUAUUGAGUGUGCUGAGAGAUUAUACCAAGCCAAAGUGGAACCAGUUGACUUUACAAAUGAUGUAGAAUACACCGCAUAUAAUAUUAAUAAAUGGGUUGCAAAGGAGACACAUGGCAAAAUCAGGAAUGUCAUCGGUGAAGGUAGCAUAAGCUCGUCCGCGGUGAUGGUGCUGGUGAAUGCCAUCUACUUCAAAGGCAAUUGGGAGUGGGCCUUCGCCAAGAACGAAACCUUCACUUCCCGGUUCAAGUCUUCCAAGUGUCCUGGGAAAGCAGUCACCAUGAUGCAUCAAGAACGGAAGUUCAAUUUAGCUGUCAUUCAGGACCCGUAUAUGCAGGUUCUCGAACUCCGAUAUCAAGGUGGCAUAAACAUGUACGUAAUGCUGCCGAAGAAUGACCUCUCCCAAAUUGAAAAAAAGCUGACCUUUCGGAACCUAAUGAAAUGGACCAAUCCAAGACAAAUGAGCUCCCAGUAUGUCAAAGUGUUUCUUCCUCGGUUCAAGAUAGAGAAGAAUUAUGAACUCAAAGGCCAUUUAAAUGCCCUCGGGCUGAGCAAUCUCUUCGAUGAAUCCAAGGCUGAUCUCUCUGGCAUAGCCUCAGGAGGUCGUCUAUACCUGUCAAAACUGAUGCACAAGUCCUACAUAGAGGUCACCGAGGACAGCACAGAGGCAGCUGCUGUCUCAGAAAGCAACAUGGUCGAAAAGCUACUCCCCGACUCUCUGUUAUUCAGAGCUGAUCACCCGUUCCUCUUUGUCAUCAAGAAGAAUGACAUCAUCUUGUUUACUGGCAAAGUCGCUUGCCCUUGAAAAUCCAAUUGGUUUCUACUAUGAUAGUCCCAGCAACACCAAGGAAUCAGUUUAGUUGUUGGAAGCACGUGGUGUUUCGUUAUUUUACUUCCUUCUGCCAUUGGCCAGCAGAUGAUUUUGGUGACUUGAACCUUCUCCGACACCUGGUUGAUUAUCCUGAUCUUUCUCUUAGCAUUUUUAUCACCAUCUGCCUCACCCAUGUCUAAUUUCAUUGUCUUUCUAUCCACACUCAUUUCCACCUGUCUGUCCCAUAGCCACUGGCACACAGAUCUGGGCAUGGCGUCUGGGACGUGUGGAGUGCUCCACAGGUAACGGCACUGUAGGAGCAGUCCCAGGCAUCUUUGUUGAAACUCUAUAGGUAUCACAGAUAUUCUAGUUUUAUUGUAAAUGAUCUAGGAAGUAAGCCCUGCUGCUAGGAAUAAGUGUGAGGGGUAACUUUCCCUUGCUGACCUAAGAAGACAUUAGAGAUGACUUUAACACAUUUGAUGCGAAAUCAGUGUCUAAUCUAAAAGUGAAAAAAUAUGGUUUUGGGAUGGGGGUCAACCAAAAUAUUUCAUUGAUAACUUUAAGUGGAUGUCUUUUGGCCUUUCCUUGAUGGAGACUUAAU